This is a messenger RNA of Sinocyclocheilus grahami, 498 nucleotides long. RefSeq names its product Parkinson disease 7 domain-containing protein 1-like. Gene Ontology annotation, cellular component: cytoplasm. Gene Ontology annotation, molecular function: glyoxalase III activity. Lineage: Eukaryota; Metazoa; Chordata; Actinopteri; Cypriniformes; Cyprinidae. The record is from RefSeq and is a predicted model, not a curated record.
AUGACAUCUAAACCUACAUGUGUGAUUGUGGCCAGUGCUGCAUCUGCAGAGCACAGCCCGCUGGGUGCAAGAGUUCAGCAUCAAACCCUACGCCAACCCGGCCAAGCUGGAGUCUGUCGAUGGUCUGACAUCUCUGCUUUCUUGAAUCUAAGUGCAUGGGUGUGUGAUGUUUCAGGAGCCCGCUAUCAGGCGCUGUUGAUUCCCGACUGUCCGGGAGCCCUGAACGAUCUCGUCCAGAGAAUCCUGUCCCACUUCACUUCUCAGCAAAAGCCCGUGUGUGCUGUGGGACGGGGGCUAGCUGCUCUCUGCUGCGCUACAGAGGAACAGAAGUGGAUAUUCAGUGGCUACAGCAUGACCGGGGCCUCUGUGUUCGAGCUGCUACGUUCUGCUGAAUUUGCCAACCUGCCGCUGAUUGUGGAGGAUUUCGUCAAAGACAGCGGUGGAUCUUACACAGCGAGCAUCAAGGUUCUGGACUGGCAUCUUGUGACAUUUUGUUGA